UGUCUUUGUUAGCCCCACCAUCAAAAUGGAAUCCAGCAAUCUGCUGGAGGAGACAAUGACAUGCUGUGAUGGACUUUGUUUGACACGUGACCUUCUUACUCUCUACAAGGAAGAAUUUGAUCUUCGUGUUUAAAAGUGAAGAACUGACUCCGAAGCCGCCCAUCUUCACGGCGGCGAUUGUAGAGGAACCGAAGAAAAGCUGUUUUUUGUGAAAUUUGGGUUUGUUUUUUUUCUUGUUGAAAUGAAGCCGUCGGCGAAGCCGAUAUCGAGUCCAGGCCGGACGGAGAAAUUUCCGCCGCCAUUGAUGAGGUUUUUGAGGAGCAAUGUGGGGAGCAAAAGCAGAGGAAGGUCUCGUGCUAGUCCGAUGAUGUUCAUGAGAAGGAAGAAUAACGCCACCGCCAUUGAAACCCAAGAGCCUUCAUCCCCUAAAGUCACUUGUAUUGGCCAAGUCCGAGUUCGUCGCUCCUCCACGCGCCGCCGAAAGCGUUCUGGUACUCGUACUCGCCGUCGUUGCCGUUGGAUCCGAGCUGCUCGGUGUUGCCCCUGUUUUCGAAAGAAAUUCAAACCCAAUUCUUCUCCAAUUUUUCAGAGAUUGGUCUCGUUUUUUCAAUGUGGGUUCCGCCGGAAACCCAAAGUUAGAACAAAUUCGCCGCCGCGUGAACCCCCCUUUCGUGGCGGAGUUGAAAUAUCAAACAAGGAAAUCCAAGUUGUCGCCGCUGUUGACGACGACGAUGAAGAAGAAGAAGAAGAAGAAACCGCCGAAGCGUUGAUUUCUUCAAAUUCUUCCCCCCCGAAAAACGCAUUGUUGUUAACGAGAUGCAGAUCUGCUCCAUAUCGAUCGACAUCGUUAGCGAGUAGAUUUUGGGGGUCUCCUUUGAAAAACGAGGAAAAUCAGGAAGAAACAGAAGAAGAAGAAAAAGAAAAAGAACAGAGCACAAAGCCCAACAAUGGCGGAAAAACAGUCGAGAUUGAGAAACCCACAUCCCAAAGAGCUUCAGUUUCGGAUCAAGAUCCAAGUGGAGGCUUAGAAUUCGAGGAGAACGAGGAAUUUGCGAAGAACAUUGACGAACAUUCCGUUCCAGAAAGAAUCGUGAAAUCAGCUAAUAUUAAACAAGAAAAAACAGGGGAAGAAGAAGAAGAAGUCCUCGGAAGCUCAUCUCGGCCGUUGAUUUUGACACGUUGCAAAUCGGAACCGUCGAGAACGGCGGAGAAGAUGAAUCCAGAAGUAGGAUUAUUCUGGAAAAAGAGAAGGUUGGGGAUUCCUGAUUCUUGCUUACCAAACAAUUCAUAACAAAUAUAUUUAUUAGCAAAAAUACCACUUUUAAUUCUUAAUUCCUUCUUCUUCUUCUUCUUCUUCUUCUUCUUAUUCUUACUUCAAUAUUCAUAAAUUUUCUUUUUCUUUUUUCAUUUUAAGUUCUGUAUAAAUUUCUCUAUCUCUGAAGCUAUGGUAGAGAAUCUCCAUAGCAAAGAAGAAAAAAGAAGUUGUGAUGAAGAAAUUGUGAAAAUUUGUUAAUCUUAUUUGCCCAUGAAAAUCUAGAGCUUCCAUAUUUAA
Messenger RNA from Cucumis sativus (cucumber), 1552 nucleotides. RefSeq lists its product as uncharacterized. The record is from RefSeq and is a predicted model, not a curated record. NCBI's taxonomy places the organism in Eukaryota, Viridiplantae, Streptophyta, Magnoliopsida, Cucurbitales, Cucurbitaceae. Bases 242 to 1291 code for a protein of 349 amino acids. The transcript is spliced from 3 exons.